AAUCCUUCACGAGCACAUCCAUGCCAAUUCAAGAUGGCGACCGCCGUGUGGUUAGGUCGCAGUUGUUCCAGAGGAUUGCUAGGUCCUCAGAGGGCUCUGACUAAUUCUCUUGCUGCAAGAGCAGCAAUACAGAGCUGUCUGGGAGAACGUCACCAGAGCACUGCUGCUGUUGCCAAGCCUCGUGGGAAGAUAGAUUCUGCUGCAGAAUUUGUUGUGACCAAAAUCGAUGAUCUUGUAAACUGGGGAAGAAGGGGCUCCCUUUGGCCCAUGACGUUUGGUUUGGCUUGCUGUGCUGUUGAGAUGAUGCACUUUGCAGCCCCAAGAUAUGACAUGGACAGGUUUGGUGUUGUGUUCAGAGCAAGCCCUCGACAAGCUGAUGUGAUGAUAGUUGCUGGCACUCUCACAAACAAAAUGGCUCCUGCUCUCAGAAAGGUCUACGAUCAAAUGCCUGAGCCUAGAUGGGUCAUAUCCAUGGGCAGCUGUGCCAAUGGUGGCGGCUACUACCACUAUUCCUACUCCGUGGUACGAGGGUGUGACAGGGUGAUACCUGUUGAUAUCUACGUACCCGGGUGCCCGCCCACCGCCGAAGCACUGUUAUAUGGAGUGCUGCAGCUACAGAAGAAAGUCCGUCUCAAGCAUCAUCCCAUCACCAUGUGGUAUCGCAAGUGAAAACAAUAUCUACUGACUUGCAUCGGAUUGCGAUCGACUUGUUUUGUAAAAUCUGAUGUGGCUUAUUAUUUUAUUAUAUUACUAGGAUCUUUACUUUGAAAGAGCUGUGUGAUUGGUUUCUUUGUAAAUGUAUCCUGUCGUGUCUUGAAAUGUCUACUCAUUCUUGCAAUAAAUUGUUUUAUCUGAUAAACUAAA
Molecule: messenger RNA, 864 nt
Organism: Nematostella vectensis (starlet sea anemone)
Lineage: Eukaryota; Metazoa; Cnidaria; Anthozoa; Actiniaria; Edwardsiidae
Product: NADH-quinone oxidoreductase subunit B 2
Exons: 10
Coding region: 34-669 (211 amino acids)
Biological process (GO): mitochondrial respiratory chain complex I assembly; electron transport coupled proton transport; aerobic respiration
Molecular function (GO): quinone binding; NADH dehydrogenase (ubiquinone) activity; 4 iron, 4 sulfur cluster binding
Source: RefSeq, a predicted model, not a curated record